Molecule: messenger RNA, 1858 nt
Organism: Maniola jurtina (meadow brown)
Lineage: Eukaryota; Metazoa; Arthropoda; Insecta; Lepidoptera; Nymphalidae
Product: facilitated trehalose transporter Tret1-like
Exons: 3
Coding region: 171-1643 (490 amino acids)
Biological process (GO): transmembrane transport; carbohydrate transport
Cellular component (GO): membrane
Molecular function (GO): sugar transmembrane transporter activity
Source: RefSeq, a predicted model, not a curated record
AUCAAUUUGAGUGCUCCUAUAAAUCGCUAAGACUGCGCAGGGACAUAUUCAUUUCUUGAAUGCACCAUGUACGUUCAACAUUGAUAUCACAGUGCUCGGCUAAAUUCAGUAAUUCACUUGUGAAUUGUGGUUGAAUUUUUGUAUGGUGAACGUAUUACAUAUAAACAAAAAUGAAGAUAUUAAUGAGAGCUGAUACGCAUUAUAGCAUUGUUGUAAGUGGCAGUGAAUAUGAAAAGCCGAAAUAUACAUUUUCACAGAUAUUAGCUGCAAUUGCCGUAUCGAUGGGAUCGAUGAUUGUGGGAUAUUCUUCUGCAUAUACAUCGCCUGCGCUGGUGACAAUGCAAAAUAGCACGAGCAUAUCCGUUUCAGAGGAAGAAGCAAGCUGGGUUGGUGGUCUUAUGCCGUUAGCUGCAUUAGCAGGAGGAGUGCUAGGAGGCCCUUUGGUGGACUAUAUCGGCCGACGAAGAACUAUUCUUUUCACAGCAGUUCCGUUCUUUGUUGGCUGGAUGUUAAUAGCUACUGCCAAAAUUGUUCACUUGGUGCUUGCCGGACGGGCAAUAUGCGGCCUAUGUGUAGGUAUCGGUUCCUUAGCUUUUCCCGUGUAUCUUGGAGAAACGAUUCAACCAGAAGUUCGCGGCACUUUAGGAUUGUUCCCCACCGCCAUUGGAAAUAUUGGUAUUCUAAUUUGUUACGUUGCUGGAAAAUAUCUUGAUUGGUCUCAACUGGCGUACCUUGGUGCGGCUCUGCCUGUUCCAUUCUUAGUACUCAUGUUUAUGAUCCCUGAAACGCCUCGUUGGUAUAUUUCUCGCGGACGAAACGAAGAAGCUCGUAAAGCUUUGCAGUGGCUUCGCGGUUAUAAUACUAAAAUUGAUAACGAGAUGCGCGACAUAGCUCUUUCAGACGCUGAGAUAGAAAACGGAUCGAGCGUUAGAGAAAUACUUAACAUGAAAUAUAUGAAAUCGAUAUUAAUUUGCUUAGGCCUUAUGGCUUUUCAACAGAUGUCUGGAAUAAACGCUGUUAUAUUUUACACGGUUAAGAUAUUUAAAAUGUCUGGAAGUUCUGUUGAUGAAAAUCUAUCUACAAUCAUUGUAGGUCUUGUUAAUUUUAUAUCAACAUUUUUUGCCACAGCUCUCAUCGAUAGAGCCGGACGUAAAAGGUUGCUUUAUAUUUCAUCUGUGACUAUGACUAUUACACUUGUUGUUUUAGGUUCAUUUUUUUACACACGUGACAAUUUAAAUUUAGAUGUAUCGAAAUUGGGAUGGCUUCCCCUUACAAGUAUUAUGAUUUAUUUGCUUGGGUUUUCAUUAGCAUUUGGUCCGAUACCGUGGCUAAUGAUGGGUGAAAUAUUGCCUGCUAAAGUCAGAGGAGGUGCUGCAUCGAUCUGUACUGCUUUUAACUGGCUCUGCACAUUCACAGUAACAAAAACUUUCCAUAAUAUUUUAGUAGGUAUAGGACCCGCAGGUACGUUUUGGUUAUUUGGUUGUAUUUGUUUUAUUGGUUUAUUUUUUGUUGUCAUAUGUGUCCCAGAAACGAGAGGCAAAAGUCUUGAACAAAUUGAAAAUAAAAUGACCGGCAGAAUUAUACCAAGGAGUCGCAGAAUGAGUUCGAUUGCAAAUAUAAAGCCACUUCCUAGUGGUUGCUAAGUUGUAGUAAUUAAUGUAAUGAAAGCAAAAGGUAUAUAGGUAUUUAUUAUUACUUAUUAGUUGUUGUCAUCUAGUAAAAUCUGAAUUGUGUAAAUAUAGAGUAGUCCUUUCUGACAAGAUUCACAAGACCCAAAAACAGGGGUGUUAUAAGUUUGACGUGUGUAUCUGUGUUUCUGUGUAUCUGUGUAUCUGUCUGUGGCAUCGUAGCUCCUAAA